GAGCAGAGACACAGUGCAGAAGAAUCGGCGAUGAUGGAAGAACGCCCUCUCGAAAUUUCCACAACCACCGCCUGGAACUCUUCGCUCAGGUCAGUAAAGUCCUACAUUCUCCAAAUAUCUCAUUCAAUCCAUCGCAUAUAGCUAGGGACGAUAACGACGACGACGACGAAAGCGCGCCCUAAUACAAUGUCAGAUGAAGAAGACUCCAUGGAAUUAGAUAGGUUCGUAGUCGAGAAAUGCCUCAGGUGCGGCGGCGACGGUGCCAGUAUGAAAUUGCUGGUGUGUAGUGUGAUUGGGUGCCUGAUUGCUAUCCACGAGGAGUGUACGUCUUCCCAGCCUGAAAUUGAUGAGACUGGAAAGUUCUACUGCCCUUACUGCGCUCACAAGAGAGCGCUGGUGAGGACAGAGAAGCUGAGGAGGAAGGCGCUGCGGGCCAAGGAGGUUCUGUCCAUGUUUAUUAUGAGCCGUGAAGUUAGUAUUUUGGGGAAUGGUGGAGAUGAAGGUGCGGUGCGGAAUGUAGGAGAAAUUGAAGGCAUUGGGAUGGAAGCAGAUGAGCAUGUAAGUAAGGGGAAUUCCGAAGAGCAAUGUGUGUUGGAGAGACAUGAGUGUGAUAAGAGGAUUGAGGAUAAUGCAGGUGAUGGAAUUAAUCAACGAGAUGGAGAUAGUGCAAGGGGGAAUGAAGGGAAGAGUCCGGGAGAAGAACAGAUGCGACCGGAGGUAAUGGAGGUGCCUGAAUCAGGUGAUUUCCAGGGCGGUUCUCCUGUGUUGCGAAAGAAGCAUUAUAAGAAAAGAGCUCAGAGAGUGCAGGUUCAGCGUGUGAUUCCGUUGAGGAUAGUGUCUUCUCCAUUGAGAAAAUCAUCCUCUUGCCAGACUGAAGCUGUGGAGGAGGAUGGCGAGAAGCCAAGUGAGAAAGACACUAGCUCCUCUGCCUCCGAGUCUAGAAAAGUUUCGGAAUUGGACCAUAAUAAUGAGAAAGGUAAUGACUCCGUCAAGUUGAGUGACAUUCCAGAGUUGGACCAAAAUAUUAAGGCUGCUACUUCCUCCGAGUUCAGAAGAAGUCCAGAGUCGAACCAAAAUGAGAAAGUUACUACCUCCUGCUUUGAUUUAAACAAAGUUCCAGAAUUAGACCAUAAUGAGAAAGCUACUAUCAACUUGUCUUCUGAGUCGAGAGAAAUUCCAGAGCCAAGCCAAAAUGAGAAAGCUACUGAGGUCCUCUCCAAGUCAAGAAAAGUUCCAGAUUCUAACCAAAAUGAGAAAACUACCUCCUCCACUGAGCCAAUAAAAGUUCCUGAAUCUGGAAGGCGGAGGAGAUUUAACUGGACAGCUGAUGAGUUGAAAAUGUUAAAGGAGGGAGUACAAUUAUUUUCUGCCCGAGUAAACAAAAAUAUUCCUUGGAGGAAAAUUUUUGACCAUGGUAGUCAUGUUUUUCAUAAGACUCGGACUCCAGAUAAUCUUAAGGAUAAGUGGAAGGUCCUGUGCAGAGAAGCCUCUGACAAAAAACAAACUUGAUCAGUUGGACUCUGAGUAAAAGUCUAUAACAUUGUUCAGGAGGCAAGCAUCAUUGUGAAGCUUUGGAAACUUCACGGAGGAAGGAGCUUCACCCGUGUAACAUAUGCCGAGUUUGUAGAAAGGAUGCUGUAUGUGGGAACCAGCUCAUUGUUUUCGGUCAAAUUUAGUAAACAUCGACA
This is a messenger RNA of Fragaria vesca subsp. vesca, 1688 nucleotides long. RefSeq lists its product as uncharacterized. Lineage: Eukaryota; Viridiplantae; Streptophyta; Magnoliopsida; Rosales; Rosaceae. The record is from RefSeq and is a predicted model, not a curated record. The transcript is spliced from 4 exons. Bases 187 to 1509 code for a protein of 440 amino acids.